Tigriopus californicus is the source of this 2994-nucleotide messenger RNA. RefSeq lists its product as uncharacterized. Bases 222 to 2789 code for a protein of 855 amino acids. Gene Ontology annotation, cellular component: membrane. The record is from RefSeq and is a predicted model, not a curated record. NCBI's taxonomy places the organism in Eukaryota, Metazoa, Arthropoda, Copepoda, Harpacticoida, Harpacticidae. Gene Ontology annotation, molecular function: ligand-gated sodium channel activity. The transcript has 3 exons. Gene Ontology annotation, biological process: sodium ion transmembrane transport.
UUUAUCUAGUGAGCUUUGAGAGGGCAUACUUUUUAUUCCCGUUGUUCGAUUGAGGAGAAAAUUAGAAUAUGUUGUUGCAGCGACCUGGAGCCAGUCUCAAAUGAAAAAUAACGCAAGGCGUUUGCUCAAUUCCAAAACACCAAAUCUCGACCCAAGCAAUCCCCGUCCACAUUCCAGUGGUUUAUGUCUAUAUUCACUGUUCCCCGGAUAUUUGAAACUCCAUGCUUUUGCACUAUUCACCUCAUUUGAUUAAGGCGAAAGGAACAGACAUGAUUCGCUUUGGCCAGGAAAUCCAAAACUUCGCCGAGAACACCACAGCUCAUGGUUUUCGCUACAUCGGCCAACGAGGAGCAUCCUUAGUCAGCCGAUUGUUCUGGAUUUUUGUUAUAGGGAGUGGAUUCUCACUCGUGGGAUAUUUGGCUCAUCAAUCCUUUGCGGAUUGGUCGUCGUCGCCUGUGAUCACGACCAUUGACUCGGUCUCGGCUUCCAUUAAGGAUCUGCCUUUUCCGACGGUAACAAUCUGCCCGAAACUGGAUACUAAUCAAUUCGCAUAUCCGGAAAUGGUGGCUAACGAGCACAAAUUUAAUGUCAAAUUAGAAGAGGCUCAAGAGAUUUGGAAAGAUUUUGGCUUCAUGAAAGAAAAAAUCCUGCAAAACAUUGAAUCACACUUGGCUCGCCUAGACGCCGAAGGUAUCUCCUGGCCUCAUAUUGACGAAGAAUUCAAGUUUCGGAAUAGCGUAAUUACGUGGCUCUUCCGAAAUCAAACUACACCAGAAAAACUAUAUCAAGAAAUGCGGCAAAGCUUAGGUCACGACAUUAAUUUUAAGACCUAUGUACGACAAUUGGGAAAGAUAUACGGCAAGUUCAAGAAUUUACCCGCCGUUCAAACCCAUGUGGAAGAGAGAAGGCUCAAUCAGUCCAUGGGAGAGGCGGACUUGUUCUAUAAAAAAGGAUAUUUGAUCUGUGGACAAAAUGGAUUUCUCGAAUUUGGUCAAUUGCUUUCCAAGUUCUCACAUCUAUUUGGUCAAUCCUUUCAACGAGAGGAACACCAUGAAAAAAUUUAUAAAGCCCAGAGUUGCUCCUUGCUCACACCUGAUGAGAUUAAAAUUCACGACUACUAUGCUUCUCUGGCUAAAGUGCUUGGAUUUAACAACAUAUCUUUGUACGAAUUACCCAGACUCGCUCAUCCACCGCCCGCGGAUCAAAAAGGUUUGAGCACAUUUCGGGAUAACACUCCUUACACAAGCUGUAAUCAGACAAGGUCAAACAUGCGCCUUCACAGCACUAUAACAUGCAGCCAAUCAAUGUUCACUAAUGCCAAACGCAGGAGUGAACAACCAUGCAUUGGCAAAGGCUCAAAGGCAGCAUGUUGCAGUGCGGGCCAGGCCUUGGGCGGCUUGGAUAAUUUAGAGAACCUAAUGCGAGUGAUGCGCUAUGCCCGCCACCUUUCUCCAUCCCAAGACAAUUUCACGCGAUUUUUUGAGCCCUUUUUUAAACCGGACGUCGAAAAGCAACUCAAAUAUCCGUUCCAUCAUUUCCAAUCCGGCUAUUUUAAGAACGGUCGGUUGGCUCUCAAUCCUCAUUCAGCGAUUCCUGUGUGUCGUUUCGAUGACGGUCAAACAUUCUCAAGCAACGAACAAACUCGAACCGCCCGUGAAUGUGAGCUGAUUCAGCCCGUGAUAACGGACCGCGGCAUGUGCAUGGCAUUCAACUCGGACUCCUUAACAACUUUGUUUAACAACAAUGAGUACCUUCAAAUCAUGAAAAAGGUGUUUGCAACUGAAUUUGAGCGAGAUUUACCCAUCGUGAAAUCGAUCACGGCCGGUGAUCACGUCGGUUUCACCGCUUUUCUUGACCAAAGAACAUAUUUACAACCCGAUUUUCGGUAUUCUUCAAACAUGGGCUAUGGUAGCUUCAUCGUCGGCUUCAAUCCAAGUUGGAAGUCCUUCAAUAUGAGGUCCAAAAUAACCCGACUAAGGAUCGGAUAUGAAACAGAGGUCCUCAUCACACCCUUCGAGCUCAGAGCUUCGGAGCGGCUACGAGAUCUGAGCUUUGCCCAACGAAGAUGCCGAUUUCCAGAUGAGUUAACCCCAGACAUGACCUUCUUUAAGCGAUACUCGCAAGAUGGAUGCCAAUUCGAGUGCUUACUGAAAGCUGCCACUAGUAUUUGUCUAUGCACACCUUGGGACUAUCCUUUUCUGGUCCCUGAAUUACGAGAUACUUGCAGCUUUUACGGUGCUCUCUGCUUCAAUGAAAUCCUCAAAAACGUCACAGAGAACGCCAAAUGCUCUUGUCUAGCGGAUUGUAGCGAUGUUCAGUACAGAUUUACAGAGAAAGAAUGGCCCGUGGAUGUGGCUGCUUUAUGUAAAAAUAGACUAACCGCUCAAUUGUUAACAAUCUUGAAAAUGGUUUUGGGUUUUUACCCAAGUUUUCUCUAUAAAUACGACGCAGUUAUAAACAAUGUGAGUUUAGGUAGUUUGAGGAUGGCGAGUGACGAAUAUGGCGAAUUUUGUCGCCGCGCCUUAAAACAUGAUUUUGCGAUUCUGACCGUUCGUUUGGAUUCAAAUAUUUAUCAAAAGGCAUGGCAAACAACUCGUGUUUCUCUCGCAAAUCAAAUUGCCAACAUAGGAGGCACUUUGGGCCUGUUCACCGGAAUGAGUUUUUUGAGCGUCAUUGAGGUCAUUUUCUGGUUGCUCCGGUUUUUUUUCAAAACCAUGAACUCCCAGACUAAUUUGAAGAAAGAAGGCACGUCAAAAACAGGAUCUACUCGGAAUUCAUUGCGAGUGUAAGUUUGCUUACCAUAUACAAUUGAGUAGAGCUUGGACCAACAUUUCGCCGCGGCACUUUGAGAUCGUAGCCACCAUCUGGAUCGCGUUUUCCCUUCAAGGCCGGAUCAUCAUUCGGCUCAAUCCCUCGAAUCCAAUCCGCACAACACUCACGAACUGACACAAUAAUGCUUUUAAAGGAGAAAAUACACCUUGUUUUAAUGUUCAA